AGAGGUACUAUAACUCGUAUCCAUCCUUCUACAGGAGCAAAGCAACUACAGAAUUUCUUGGAGAUUAGAAAAUUCGAGCCAACAAAAUGAAACUACCACGCUCUUCGACUCCUACUUAGAGAAGAUGUUGAUGAUGAAAGAAGCUUGGUGAACUCAGAAAAAGUCUGAAAAGAUGCAAGUCCUCUUACACCCUGGUCAGGAGAUAGAAGGCGACCUUCUCGGUCGCUUCCAAGAGAACUUCCGCUUGCUGGACACGAACAAAGAUGGAAAGCUGAGCCACAUUAUGGUGCAAGGAAAUGGAAAAGUGAAUCUUCCUGUCGGGAGACAAAAGAUAGUAGUCCAGAUGUUUUCAAACUCGAUCACACAUUAGACACAUGGUCAAGGGUGGCUACAACCACCUAAUUUUGUUCAUGUUCUGGGGACGACACAUGUACUUAUUUUCGCCUCCUCCUUCGCGAUGUAGUUCUAGUUGAUCUUCAUGAGCAAGUGCAAGAAGAUCUAGAUCAUGCAUAUCUACUAAGCUCGAUCUCCUCCAAUUUUUCAUUUUCUCCUCCAAUUUUUUCUACUUGAACGUCAACCCACCUCUUUUCAUUCUUGAAGAAGUCGGGAUCCUUUUUCGAGCGUUCGGACAGAAUCCUACCGACGAUGACCUAAAGGGGAUGCUCCAGGAGUUGCCCCAGCUAGUGGAAUUCGACCUUUUUCUGACGUUUUUUCGGAAAAACUAUCGACCGCCAAUAGGAGAGGACGUGUUGGUGCAGGCUUUUCAGGUAAGGAGGACGUUUUUGGGGAGGUAAAGCUAUCGUCCUUCAUCAUGAUUCAGUUAAAUUUGAAUGAGUGUGAGUCUAGGUGGAAAAAGGUGUCUCUUUCUUACGUAGCUCAUUGUAUUCACAUUGUUUGACACCAGGGGGUGGUCAUAUUAACGAGUAUAAGGAAGAACAGACGAUAACAUGGAGCUAAUCGGAGCUAAUCUUCUUGUAAAAGAACACGAACAACUUGGUUCCCCGAAUCAGGUUUUCGACGUAAAAGAUAAAGGCGUUUUGAACGUUGAAAAAUUCAAAGACGUGAUGGCAUCCCUCGGAGAGCCAUUGCCCGUAUCUCAGAUCACGGAAAUUAUGAAUGAGGUAGUACUUCUCACUUGCUAGUAACUUAAUCUAAUCACUAUUAUACGUUCUUGUUACCAACUUUUAGUACUCGUUUUUACUAUUAACUAACUACAGAUCUUGUUUCAUUUAGUACUAUUAACUAACUACAGAUGAAUGAUUAAUUUCAUCGUAGAGAACUCGUGUCGUGCACUUGGAGGUUGUGAAGAAAAAUUUCAUGUUGAAUGCGCCAAGUAAUGCCUUAUCCUUUCUUCCCAGUCCCUUCCACCAACCACCUGCUCUACUCAUCACCCAAGGUCGAAGUGGAUGAGCAGGGGAAUUUCGACUACGUGGAACUUGCGAAAACGUUAGUGCAAGGUCCGAAAGGACUUCCUACGAACUAAACCGACUUCCUACGAACGAAACCGACUUCCUACGAACUAAACCGACUUCCUACGAACUAGCAUGAAGUUCGUGGAUCGGAGGACUCAUAUAGAUACUAUAACGAGGCAGAAGGAGUUGUACAAGUAGUCGUGCCGCGGAUUGGUGUGAAGAUAUUACAGAAGAUGAACUUUUUUUAGGAGACUGCAACUGCUGGGGAACUAGAACUCGGAAAUGAUAAACUUUUUUCUCUUGAUGAGAACUUCACAACUUUGAUGAAGAUUUGUUUUUGUAUGUGGGACCACGGUUCGUUUGAUCAAAGCUGCAAACGCAUGACUUGCUCGCAAAGCAAGUCGGUAUCAUGAAAAAUUAAGUACAUGAUAUGUCGUGAUAAUGAGAGGGCCGCUGAUACGCCUGUCACGACGGUUGUAGCAUUGAAGUGAAAUGCUCGCAAAGCAAGUCACAAGAAACAACUAUUAAUACCGGACUCGUCUGCGUCGCGCCAGG
Amoebophrya sp. A25 is the source of this 1967-nucleotide messenger RNA. The record is from the annotation of a GenBank genome assembly. NCBI's taxonomy places the organism in Eukaryota, Dinophyceae, Syndiniales, Amoebophryaceae.